This is a messenger RNA of Eubalaena glacialis (North Atlantic right whale), 240 nucleotides long. RefSeq names its product transmembrane protein 238 like (gene TMEM238L). The coding region runs from base 1 to 240 and encodes 79 amino acids. NCBI's taxonomy places the organism in Eukaryota, Metazoa, Chordata, Mammalia, Artiodactyla, Balaenidae. The record is from RefSeq and is a predicted model, not a curated record. The transcript has a single exon.
AUGCUCCUGGGGAGGCCUUGGGGAAGAUGCCACCCUGGGCGCUGUGCUCUCUUCCUCGGCCUGGCCCUCGUGCUCGACGUUGUGGGCCUGGUCCUUUUGCUACUGGGCAUCUUCGCCUCCCUCGACUUCUGGGACUUCUUGGUCUAUACGGGGUCCCUGAUCCUGGUUUUCAGCCUGCUCUUCUGGAUCAUCUGGUACUCCCUCAACAUCGAGGUGACUCUUGAGAAACUGGACUUGUAG